Molecule: messenger RNA, 1254 nt
Organism: Puntigrus tetrazona (Sumatra barb)
Lineage: Eukaryota; Metazoa; Chordata; Actinopteri; Cypriniformes; Cyprinidae
Product: histone deacetylase 4-like
Exons: 5
Biological process (GO): chromatin organization
Cellular component (GO): histone deacetylase complex
Molecular function (GO): histone deacetylase activity
Source: RefSeq, a predicted model, not a curated record
AACGGUGGUGAUGCCCAUAGCCAAUGAGUUCUCCCCGGAUGUAGUGCUAGUGUCAGCUGGUUUUGACGCUGUGGAGGGUCAUCAGUCCCCCCUGGGUGGAUAUAAUGUCACCGCCAAAUGUUUCGGCCAUCUCACUAAGCAGUUGAUGAAGUUGGCUGGCGGCCGUGUGGUUUUGGCGCUGGAAGGAGGUCAUGACCUCACCGCCAUCUGUGACGCAUCUGAGUCCUGCGUGGCUGCAUUGCUUGGAGACGAGUUGGAUCCUCUACCACUGACUGUGCUUCAACAGAAACCAUGUCCAAAAGCCACAGCCUCCCUAGAGAGGGUCAUUGAGAUUCAGAGUAAACACUGGACGUCGCUGCAGAGGUUGGCUCCUACAGUGGGUCACUCUCUACUGGAUGCUCAGAGACGGGAGAAGGACGAGGCAGACACUUUGACCGCCAUGGCCUCUCUCACUGUGGACAACGAUCAGCAAAAGACCUCCACAGAAACCAGCAGAUCAGCGGAGGAGCCGAUGGAGGAGGAGCCCGUGUUGUAGAAGAGCGAGCACAGUGCAUCACUGCUCCAACCUUCUUGUCCACGCGUGCUUGGCACUGGUCACCCUGACGUCACGCCUCAUGUUCCUCCUCCCAGCUCUUUGAUUGGUUCCCUCGGUCCUUCACUCAUUUCCAGGUGCUUGACUGACACGUUCACAGCCCACCCACUUCGGCUUUUCUGAGGUUAAAGCAUAGCAAACUGUUGCUGAAAGGGGACGACAAGGCAUGAUGAGUAAUUACAGGACCGCUCCAGUGAGGGUUGUGCGAGCUGGACCGGCCGAACAAUGGAGUGCUCUUCAGAGAGAGGCCUUCGAUUUCAUUUUCUCAUCGUAUUGGACUGAGGACGUAAAGAAGAAAAUGCAAAAAAAAAAAAACGAAAAAACGAAAAAAUUCAAAAGAAGAGGAGGAAGGGAAAAACAGUGUGACAGCACAGGGAGGUUGUCACUCGGAGGGCGAAAAGCUUUGUUUUCUGUACAAAGUAUAUGUACAAAGUUCCAAAAAAAGCCAACAAGCAGCAAAAAUAUUUCAGCACAAAACACACUUAUACACUCAUUCACGAGCAACACGGUUCCCGAAAGAGGAACCUGCUGUGUCGAAACACCUUUUGCAGACAAGUAUACUCGUUUACACUGUACCGUGUCGAUUUUUUUGGUAUACUUGUUCAUCUGUAUAAUAGCCUGUUAUGAAAAGCACACAAACAUACAAGAACUAUAAGUAUAUA